Messenger RNA from Strongyloides ratti, 2595 nucleotides. RefSeq names its product Reverse transcriptase domain and Integrase,catalytic core domain and Ribonuclease H-like domain-containing protein. Bases 1 to 2595 code for a protein of 864 amino acids. NCBI's taxonomy places the organism in Eukaryota, Metazoa, Nematoda, Chromadorea, Rhabditida, Strongyloididae. The record is from RefSeq and is a predicted model, not a curated record. The transcript is spliced from 4 exons. Gene Ontology annotation, molecular function: nucleic acid binding. Gene Ontology annotation, biological process: DNA integration.
AUGGAUGACAGAAAGAAACUCAAGGAGUUGCUAAUCGCCACACAUCCAAUGGUAUUUGGAGAAAAUAAAGAACCUUGCACUAUUGAAAUACCAAAAUUUCAAUUUAUAUUGAAUCUGAUUGCUGUACCAAAACUUUCAACGGUUGAAAAAAAAGGCAUAAGAGUUUGUCUGGAUGCACGUCCUAUUAAUGAAAUUACCUGUAGAUUUAAAUAUCUAAUUUCGGCUAUAGAUGGAAUUUUGCAGAGACACAAAAGUCAUAAAUGGUAUACAGUAAUAGAUUGUGCUCAAUAUUUUCUACAACUUAAAAUUCAAGAUGAUGAUAUGCUAUAUUUAUCUUUUAAGGAUAUGAAAAAGAGCGUAAUGAUGUUUCAGCGUCUCCCUUUUGAGACAAAAAAUGCUUCAUUUUACGCCCAGAGAGUCACUGAUUUCUUGAUAGAAAAUAAAAGUGCAUCUGGUUAUAUAGAUGAUUUGUUAAUAUCAACAGAUUCAUCUUUAGAAGAACAUGCCAUAGAGGUCGGAAAAUUAUUAUCAAACAUGGAAAACAUGAGAGUUAAAGCUAAUCAUGAUAAAUUCAAAUUCGCACUGAAAAAAGUAUUAGUUUUAGGUCAUCAUUUAGAUGCAGUAGGUUCUAGACCUAAGAAGGAUGCUAUUAAGGCUUGGAGAGAAAAAUUAGAUGAAAGUUUCCAAAAAGCUAAGAAUGCAGUAUGCAAAGCUAUGAAAACAUAUAGAAUAGAUGAUUCUAAACCAUUAAUAUUAUUUACAGAUGCAUCACAAGAAAAGGUUACGGCGGCAUUGGUACAACAAAUGAAUAAUGAGGUGGACUCAUAUGUAUCAAUAGUUUUUUUCAGCAAAAUACUAUCAAAACGUGUCAAACCAUUAUCAGCUGUAGUUAUUGAAACCAAGGCGAUUCAACAAGAAAUCCUACAUUUUUCGAAAACUAUUGCAGGGAAUGAAGUCAUUAUUUACAGCGACCAUAAAUUAUUGACCACUUGCAAGAAACCAAGUCAGAAUUUAGAAAUUGAAAUGUUAAUGGAAGAAAUAGCAAGAAGAGGAAUGAGAAUUCUUUACCGAAAGGGAACUAAGAAUGAGUUAGUUGAUGCAUUAUCUCGCACAACAUACAAGAGUCUACAAAUGCCAACAGAGGACAGAAUAAUUCAGACCACAAAAUUAUGGAAAACAUUACACGACAAAGAAAAUAUGGACAACAUUUCAACAGAGACAACCGCUGGGAAUCUGGUAGGUGUGGACUUAAAAACCUGUUGUGUUUUUUUACAUCACGGAUUACCAACUAAUAUCUCAACAUAUUUUCAAGAUAUUGGUAGACUUAAUAGAAGCGGUGGAUUGUCCUUCUCUAUCUUAUACAGUACUUCUUCUGCAGUUGCGUCCCUUAAAAGUAUACUGACAGUUGAAAACUUCAACACUACUUGCAGAAGAUCAGCUUCAGUAUCUACAUUUUCUGAGUUUUCCGAAUCUGGUAAUAUUACAAGUUCUGCAAAAAGUAAAUACAACAGAUGUAAAUUGGGUUAUUCCAAAAUAACACGUAAGUCUACAAAUAUGGCAAAAGAGGUAGUAGUAUCUAAGAUGAUAAAAGAGAUUACAAAAGAAGUAUUGAAAGUGUUUCAAAAAUAUUAUGAUCAAUUAGGUCAUCCUAGUUAUGAAAGAAGUUUCAUAAUGAUAAACAAAGAAUUAAUAUCUCGUAAGGAAAUGAGAAAAAUUUAUAGGAAGUACCUAGAAGAAUGUGAGAUAUGUGCCAAACUAAAAAAAAAACGCAAGAACAAGGAGAAAAAUUUGAGUAGACAUAAAAAGUUGAGUCUAGAAGCAAUGAAUGAAUUACAAAUGGAUUUACUAGGUCUAGUGAAAGGGAGUAUGAAUGAUUAUCAACAUGUAUUAGAAUUAAUUGACCGGGCUACAAGAUAUCUUUUUUUAAUAAACUUAAGAACUAAGAGUACCGAAGAAAUUUACAGAAAACUAACGGAGAGAGUGUUUGGAGUGUUUGGAAUUUCUAGAAUUUUUACAAGUGACAGAGCGAAAUCAUUUGAGAGUCUAUUAUACAAGGGAACUUUAAUAAACUUUGGGUGUUCACACCAUCAUGAAAGUCAGGCACUGAUUAAGAGAACAUUCAGAACAAUUGAAAGAAGUUUCAAAGCAAUGGCGCUUCAAAUGAAUGAAUCAUUAUGGGACAAUUUGACUACAAUGGUAUGUUUAAAUAAUAAUAUAUCAUACCACACAGUAUUGAAGAAGAAACCAGCUAAGUUGUUUUUAGUUUAUAUUCCAAGAUUACCAUUUGCAGCAAAAGGCAAAGAGUUAAAGAAAUACAACUAUUCACUGGAGAGGCAAAAUGAAAUAGAUAAAGCUCGCCGUGUGUCUUAUGAGAUACUGAAAGCACUGCAAGAAACUCCUGCAGACAGAGAGGAAGGUUUAAAAGUGGGAAUGACAGUCAAAAUGAAGGAAGCUGCCAGAAACCAAAUCAAAUUUGAACCUUCACAAGCAUAUGUAAUAACUGAAAAAAAAUCACUAUAUGUUUACUUGAAAGUUGAGGGAGCCAAAAGAAGGCCUAUAAAACGCCAUGUCAAAAACUUGAUUAUAAUUGAUUGA